Pogoniulus pusillus (Red-fronted tinkerbird) is the source of this 1039-nucleotide messenger RNA. RefSeq names its product endosulfine alpha (gene ENSA). Gene Ontology annotation, molecular function: protein phosphatase inhibitor activity. The record is from RefSeq and is a predicted model, not a curated record. The transcript has 3 exons. Bases 193 to 546 code for a protein of 117 amino acids. NCBI's taxonomy places the organism in Eukaryota, Metazoa, Chordata, Aves, Piciformes, Lybiidae. Gene Ontology annotation, cellular component: cytoplasm.
GCCCCCCGCGGGUUGUGGUUGGUUAGUUGUGAUGUCAUCCCAACCGCCUCCCUCUGCCGGUUGGGUAGCGCGCCUGUCCGUCAGGCAACGGAGGCGGUAGGGGGCGGCGGCGGCCAUUUUAGAGCAGAGCGCGGGGCCGAGCGGAGCGGAGGGAGCGCGGGCGCGGAGCCUGCCCCCCCCCCCCCCGCCCCCAUGGCAGCCCCGAUCGGUACCGGCGCCCGAGCGGGAGAGACUGGACAGGAGAAACAGGACACACAAGAGAAGGAAACUGUCACCCCUGAGAGAGCAGAAGAGGCAAAACUGAAGGCCAAAUACCCCAAUCUAGGCCAGAAACCUGGAGGCUCUGACUUCCUCAUGAAGAGGCUGCAGAAAGGGCAAAAGUACUUUGAUUCUGGUGACUACAACAUGGCCAAGGCAAAGAUGAAGAACAAGCAGUUACCAAGUGUGGGGCCAGACAAGAACCUGGUGACAGGAGACCACAUCCCCACUCCUCAGGACCUCCCACAGAGAAAAUCUUCACUUGUGACCAGCAAGCUGGCAGGGUAGCUGCACUCACAGCCUGCUUGGGUUGGGGCUUUUUUGGGUUGGUUUUUGCUUUCCUAUUUUCUUUAUUUGGUUUUGGGUUUGAUUUUUGGUGGUUUUUUUUUCCCCCUCCUCUCCUUUUGGCUAAAAAAUGGAUUUGAACUUCACAGUACCUUAGGGAAGGCAGCACCAAGGAUCCACUUAGUUCUUUUAACAGUGAACACCACCCCCAGCCCUCCCCAACUCCAAAGCAGGCCAGCAGGAGGGGGGGGGUCCCCUGCUUGGGAUUCACAGGGAGGUUUGAUUUUCAGGCAGUCGAUUUUGCAGCCUUAAGUUUUGGUGCUGUUUGAAAACCUUCUUCACCUGCAGAGCCACUCAAGUGCUGUCUGCUGCUUGGGAGGCAAGGAGGAGGCCCCAGGAGGAGCAGGGAAAUGUUGAGAGGAGUCCUGUGCUGUGUGCUUGGCACUUGGGUAAGAGAGCAGGGCAUGGAGCCUGGCAGGUGGCUGCAGAGGAAGAA